Messenger RNA from Momordica charantia (bitter melon), 1262 nucleotides. NCBI's taxonomy places the organism in Eukaryota, Viridiplantae, Streptophyta, Magnoliopsida, Cucurbitales, Cucurbitaceae. The record is from RefSeq and is a predicted model, not a curated record.
AUGGUGAUUAUUGACUAUUUCCCCAGCAACCCACCACACCAUCUUUUAGCUUUGCAUCUUAGUGAAUGCCCUGCUCUUUGCACUACAGGUAGUCAAAAACGAAGCAUUCUAGCUCAUGGGAUUCCGUGCUACACAUCAUCAAGAUUGAAGCGGUUAAGGUUUUCAACUUUUAAAGAGAGAGAAUGGCCCAAAAGGAUGGAGAAGAAGUUAAAGAGAGAGAGAGGUGCAUUUGCUCUUGCAAACAGAUUGAUAGUUGACGAAGCCCUUGCUUUGCUUGUUGUACCACAUUACAGCAACCAAAUGCUGCUAAAAGGAACCAUCCACAAAACCAAUUACCUCUUCCACAAAACUCUUGAAAACUUCAAGUACUUAUUCUCCAGAGGGUUUCAGAAGCUGCAGAAACCCACUUCCUUGAACCCCUUCUCUUGCAGGAAAGGAAACCCACAUACCCAUCCAACAGAUCGGCUCUACAUAGAUUUUUAUGAUGAGUGGCAGUCCACACUCCAUAAGGCAGCCAAGAGAAGCAUUGACAGUGGCAGUGAUAUGACAUCGAAGGGAAACAUGAAGCAAGAAGACGCAAUUGUGGCAAAACAAAGUCCUCCAAAGGCAAGACAAGAGAAGGCUGUGAAAGAGAAGAAGAAACCAGGAAUUUCCCAUCUGAGAAAAGGUGAUCUUAAGAACAAUAGUAUGAGAGGUAAUGGGUUAGUACAAAAAAUGAAGGAAUUGGAGAUGUUGGAUAGGGGAGAUAUGGAACAAGAGUUGGAUAUAGAAGAGGCAAUUCAUUAUUACUCUCGUCUCAGAAGUCCUGUUUAUCUUGAAAUUGUGGACAAGUUUUUCAUGGACAUACACUCUGAAUUCUCUGUUCCAGAACCUUCAGCUGGCAGUUUGAACAGCUCAAAGAGAAGAAUGGGGUCCAUGAGAUUAUAGAUUUCCAUCUCAGUGAGAGCUAUAUCCUUUCCUUUCCCCUUUUUUUUCCUUCCCUUUUCUGGCAAAUUUGGUUUGAUUGUAUUCCCAUAUAUUUAUUCCUCCAUUGCUUUCUUCUGAGAGUAUGCAUUUGUGUGAUUACUGAUUCGUUGCCUGCUUUUCUCCAGCUCUGUAUAAAAAUUUCAAUAAAAAUUUGAAAUUUAUAGUUCCUUGCUUUGGUUUGGAUUUCUGCAGUAUAAGUCUUGGAGGAAGAAUCUUAAACUUGGCUGAUUUGGAAAGACAUCAUAUUAUGUCACCCUAAACUUGAUUCCAUGUAAUUGUUUCACUUGUUUGUCAUU